Erinaceus europaeus (western European hedgehog) is the source of this 2297-nucleotide messenger RNA. RefSeq names its product nuclear RNA export factor 1 (gene NXF1). The record is from RefSeq and is a predicted model, not a curated record. Gene Ontology annotation, cellular component: nucleus; cytoplasm. The transcript has 21 exons. Bases 140 to 1999 code for a protein of 619 amino acids. Gene Ontology annotation, biological process: poly(A)+ mRNA export from nucleus. Gene Ontology annotation, molecular function: RNA binding; protein binding. Lineage: Eukaryota; Metazoa; Chordata; Mammalia; Eulipotyphla; Erinaceidae.
CAUCGGUCCGCGACGCCCCUAGCUGGAUAAAUGCGGAGGCUCCGCACGUAGGAUCUCUGUGGUCCGGAGCGCCGGGCCUCUUGGGCGUUUGGCGGGUUUCCUGUCUACUGUUGAAUCCGCCCCCGCCUUCUUCGGUGCCAUGGCGGACGAAGGGAAGUCGUACAACGAGCAUGAUGACCGAGUUAGUUUCCCUCAAAGAAGAAAGAAAGGCCGGGGUCCUUUCCGCUGGAAGUCUGGCGAUGGGAACCGUCGGUCUGGACGAGGAGGUUCUGCCAUUCGAACUGCCCAGAUCGAUGACGAUGACAGAGAUGUGGCAAUGACUGAUGCUCAGGAUGUUCCCCGCGCACGAUACAACCCCUAUACCGCCCGCCCCAAUCGUCGGGGUGAUGCUUGGCAUGACAGAGACCGAAUUCAUGUUACUGUACGCAGAGACAGAGCUCCUCCGGAGAGAGGAGGAGCCGGCAGCAGUCAGGAUGGGACCACAAAAAACUGGUUUAAGAUUACAAUUCCUUAUGGCAAAAAAUAUGACAAGUCAUGGCUUCUGAGCAUGAUUCAGAGCAAGUGUAGUGUCCCUUUCACCCCCAUUGAGUUUCACUAUGAAAAUACACGCGCCCUCUUUUUUGUUGAGGAUGCCAGCACCGCCUCUGCACUGAAGGCUGUCAACUACAAGAUUUUGGACCGAGAAAACCGAAGGCAGAUAUCAAUCAUCAUCAAUCCCUGUGCUCCUCCCCACACUGUACAGAAUGAACUGAAACCAGAACAAGUAGAGCAGCUAAAGCUGAUCAUGAGCAAACGAUACGAUGGCUCCCAACAAGCACUUGACCUCAAGGGCCUGCGUUCGGACCCAGAUUUGGUGGCCCAGAACAUUGACGUUGUCUUGAAUCGUAGAAGUUGUAUGGCAGCUACCCUGCAAAUCAUUGAAGAGAACAUCCCUGAGCUGUUGUCUUUGAACUUGAGCAACAACAGGUUAUACAGACUGGAUGACAUGUCCAGCAUUGUACAAAAAGCACCCAACCUGAAGAUCCUGAACCUCUCCGGAAAUGAGUUGAAAUCCGAACGGGAGUUGGACAGGAUAAAAGGGCUGAAGCUGGAGGAGCUGUGGCUCGAUGGAAACACCCUGUGUGACACCUUCCGAGACCAGUCUACCUACAUCAGCGCUGUUCGCGAACGAUUCCCCAAGUUAUUGCGCCUGGACGGCCAUGAGUUACCCCCACCAAUUGCCUUUGAUAUCGAAACUCCCACCACGUUACCACCUUGCAAGGGAAGCUAUUUUGGAACAGAGGCUCUUAAGAAUCUGGUCCUGAACUUCUUACAACAGUACUAUGCCAUCUAUGACUCUGGAGACCGACAGGGGCUACUGGAAGCUUAUCAUGACGGGGCCUGCUGCUCCCUGAGUAUUCCUUUCACCCCCCAGAACCCUGCCCGAAGCAGCUUGGCCGAGUACUUUAAGGAUAGCAGGAAUGUGAAGAAGCUUAAAGACCCUACCCUGCGGUUCCGCCUGUUGAAGCACACACGUCUCAAUGUUGUAGCCUUCCUCAAUGAGUUGCCCAAAACUCAGCAUGACAUCAAUUCCUUCGUGGUAGACAUAAGUGCCCAGACAAGUACACUACUGUGUUUCUCCGUCGGUGGGGUCUUCAAAGAAGUGGAUGGAAAGUCUCGGGACUCCCUGCGAGCCUUCACCCGGACAUUCAUUGCCGUUCCUGCCACCAGUUCAGGGCUUUGCAUCGUAAAUGAUGAGCUGUUUGUACGGAAUGCCAGCCCUGAAGAGAUCCAAAGAGCCUUUGCCAUGCCCGCACCCACGCCCUCCUCUAGCCCAGUGCCCACCCUCUCCCCAGAGCAGCAGGAAAUGCUGCAGGCAUUUUCUACCCAGUCUGGCAUGAACCUUGAGUGGUCCCAGAAGUGCCUUCAGGACAACAACUGGGAUUACACCAGAUCUGCACAGGCCUUCACUCUUCUAAAGGCCAAGGAUAAGAUCCCGGAAGUGGCGUUCAUGAAGUGAACCAGGACUGUGCCCCAGGAGCUCCCUGUAACUAAAUGCCCUUGGAUAUGAUUGUCUACUUGUCAUUGUCCUCUCCUCUUCGGCCUGAGGCCACCUCUGACUGUGACGAGGAGGGAGGGCUGCUGGAUCUCUCUCCUCACCUGCCUUCUGGAAGUCUUCCAGAAGAUUGAGCCUCAGUGGUGCCAGGAUCCCAAAGCUUACUUUGUAGAGCUGACACUAAACUCCGAAAGACUUAGGUGCUUUGUGUACUUAACCCCGGGACCUUCCCUACUUUUUAAAAUAAAAGAGUGAUAUUGUA